Molecule: messenger RNA, 2675 nt
Organism: Athalia rosae (coleseed sawfly)
Lineage: Eukaryota; Metazoa; Arthropoda; Insecta; Hymenoptera; Athaliidae
Exons: 2
Coding region: 243-653 (136 amino acids)
Source: RefSeq, a predicted model, not a curated record
CCGCAGCACCCGCAGUUUUUCUGCCUGCGUUCUCAGUUUGAGCUUUGCUUGCAUUAUCGUUGCACUGGGCGCGUUUCGUUUACCUACUCCAGCGAAAAAGCAUUCGUCGCGACGUGCAACGCGGCGGUGUCCCUUGUAUGGGAGCCGUUGCGUUCGUUCUUGUAUCGGUAUAAGGUGCCCACGCAAUACUUGCUCGCAUAAACGAACACGAAUUCGAUGUUGUACACCGCGAUGUUGUACAUAUGCAUGUACACGGUGCUAAACCGCGCAGACUCGCGGACGGAGUUAGAGUAGUGGUAUCAGCGCAGCUCGAAGCUCGAAGGGCCCUCCGCAGUGUGCCUUCCUCCUUUCGGGUUACUUUCUGUUACUUCGUACCGAAAAACAGACGCGUCGUAGAUAUCGAGCCGAGAGAGACCAGGAUGAAGUACUCUCCGCAGCAGCAGCAGAAGGAGAGAAAAUCAGAGAGUGAUUUGGGUUCGGUACAUGGAACGCCGGCCCGCGAGCUCCGCAAUUCCGCUCAGAUAUCGCAGCCGAAUUUAUCGAGUGGAUCCGCGGUUUCGAUGGGAGCAUCCUCAUCGUCUGGAUCAUCCGGCGUCUUCGCAUGGACAAGAGUCUUCCGGUUGGCUUCGAUGCUUCAUCAAAUUGGGUGCUAGUCGAGCUGCGAAGGAAUAUAAUCGAUAGGUGCAUAAUUCGUUCAUAGAUUAUAGAAAGAGAAAAUAUAUUAGAGCGUAAGGUAAUAUGAUACGCGUUGAUAGAACGCGAGAAAAAAAAAAACAAGGAGGAAGCAAAAGAGAAAUGAAAACCCUUCAUAGCCUGAUGGCACUCAUCGAUUACAUCGCUGGACCAUCUGAAUUCAUCGUGUACGUCGGUGAGGGCUAGAUAAAAUUAUCGAGUUACCGAAUCGGUCAUAGGUAAAUUAGGUAUCUUUAAGUUCCAGCUGCAAUCGGAAUCAGAUCGUUACAGGGCGCAAGUAAUUAUAUAGAAGUACGUAUACAUUGAGAGAAUUUGGGAACCGAGUGACGUCGACGAUAGUUUAAGGGAUGAUUUUUGUUCGCGUUGCUUCCUGGGAGUCUCGAAAAUCCUGGCAACUUAGAACGCUUAUAAAGUAAUGAGAAAUUAACUGACGAACAUAUCGGAACAGUGGAAUUUUACGAGGUAAAGCGAGGGCAGUUUUUCUCAUUCGUUAACAUUAUUUUUUUUGUCUCUGAUAAAUACAUGAGAUCGGCGCAUCGACGGGGUUGCGAAUCAGAAUCCGCACGUGCGAUUUUCCGAACAAUGCGGUCUCGUAAUCCUUCGGCAGCCGAGUUAAAUUUUAAUCGGUUCAUCCCACACGUUCGUUAUACACAUACGAUUGAAAAGCUGCGCACACGCGGCACUCUCGACGCUGUCAGUAUUCAUGAGAUUUUUAUAAAUGUUAUGCUCUAUUUCAUAUUCCCGCGAUGUGUGUAUCCCGCAGGCUGUUAUAAACACGUAUUCCCAUGUAUAUUUCAAUGAUCGAUCUGCUGCGCAGACGAGUCGAGAUCACCCUUAACUUCGUUAUACGAGCCUAUCUUGCAUCUCAUUUGUGCGAGAUUUUUUGCAUCAGGCUCUUACCUAGUCAGUAGUUGUAUUUUUUCGGGGGCUUUUUUUUUUUUUUUGGUAAAUUGAUGAAUCGUUUUUGUUAUGUAAUUCGGAGCGUUUCCUAUGAGAGCAUGCGCGCACUUGUAACGAGUCAAAUCGAUCAAUGCUGCGAGAUAGAAUUUCGCUCCAGGUCUUAAAAUUUUUAAUUUCAAUUCUGAGUUCAGUUUAUCGAACUUGGUUUAAAAAUAAUAUUAUUUUAGGGCAAUUUUAUCAAUUAUUAACGAUCUUACAAAAAUACAUUCCACCGAUAAAAGUGAUCAAAUAAUCAUAAUUUGCCUCGAAUUUUUCAAUUAAACGAGAUCUCGUCGAUUUAAUGCACGGAAUUAAAAAAAAAAUUACACCUGCGUAUUUUCAUCUGCUGUUCAAUGACACGGAUGUCGAUUAAUCAAAUUCGUUCUCCGAUUAGGCUUUUAUGGGUAUAAGCGGAACUCGAGUUUUUGUUACGAUUUAAAUCAAUCGAUAAAGUACUAUAGUUUUAAUUACGUGUACAUCAUUUAUUUUUUUUUUUCGUUUAAAACAAGCACGUUUAAUUGGUAAUUUUAUGAUCUUCCGACUCCCAGUCAAGUUAUGGAAAUAAGUUACAUGUGUAAUUGUGGGGAGGUAGAGGAGGAGUGAUAAUAAAAUGGACCGAAAGCUACCCAGUUUGUUCCACGUUAGACAAUAUUUAAUUAUUGUUGUAGACGAGAAGGAUAGAAGGAAAAUUUAAUGUUAUUAGAUUGUUAUUAUAUAAAAUUGUAUCAGAGUGAUUCUUUAUAGUUCCAAUUAAUCGACACCCCGAUAAUCUUCCUUUCGCCAUCAAUAUUAUAAUUAUUGUAUCCGUCAAACUACCAUACACGUAUGUCUCCGUACGAUAAAAUAACAGAAAAUGAGUGAAUAUAAAAAAGUGAAGAGUAAAAAGGGGAUGAAGGAGAGACGGGGAAAAGAGGAAAAAUAUAAUACAUACGUUAUUUUACAUUCUAUAAGCUUUACUAAUGUUAUAUCUCGUUAAUUAUCAUAUUCAUAUAUUUUACUAAUAUGUAAUAUCGAUUAUCGAUUAAUAAACUAUUUACUUAUCA